AUGACACUACCGCAGGCUCUCAAUUCUCCAUAUCUUAGACAGCUGGGAAUCAAGUACGUAGAUAGCAUCAUCGAACUGGUUCGGAAUUACAAUGACGAGGAACUUCUUUCACAAACCAUUCUCUAUUUGACCAAUGCGCACAAACAUCGAGGAAUCACUGUGGCACAUUUGGUGGCAGCGCUGCCAGUUUUCACGGACACCAUUGUAAGUUAUCUGAAAACCGAGGAGAACAAAGAAAGCAUGCAAGAAAUAUUAUCUGUGGUCUUACCGCUGAUCGGUAAACGUCUCUGA
Messenger RNA from Echinostoma caproni, 291 nucleotides. Lineage: Eukaryota; Metazoa; Platyhelminthes; Trematoda; Plagiorchiida; Echinostomatidae. The record is from the annotation of a GenBank genome assembly.